AUGCAGCAGAGAAAGCCGCGUCAUCGUCAGCUGCAAGAUGCUCCCGUGCGCCUGCCGAUCGCGGGAAAUGAGUCCGCAUCUGCUGUGUCCAUGACCUUAUUCCUAAAGGGAAUAAUCAGGCCAGACGUAGGGAUAGAGCAUUGGGGGGAGGGGGGAAAGGGAAGAAGAGAGUCAACUGGCCGAUGUCAUCGGGAAACGACGUCAUCCACGAUACCCCCUAGACGAAAUACCCCCGACCGGCUCACUCAGAAACAACACCAGCUCAGCUCCGAAUCACCGAAAAUGGUCGGCUCCAUCCACGAACGCAUCCGCGAAGACCUUAUCGGCAAGGAGCGUCGUCUCUGGACGGCGCUCACCUCUGCUGACCCGGGGCCCGAAAUCAAGAAGAUGUGUAACGAAGAAGCCAACCUACUGUUUCCACAGCGCGAGGUUCUGCACCUGCAUUCGAAGCCGUCAAUCAGCGAGGCGCUGAAGCCACCCUUCCAUCACUUCGACGAGUACGAACUGCAGGAGGUGCGCGUGAUCGUCAUCGACCUGAUGGCCGGGUCAGUAACAUACAAGAUCAAUGCGCGCCGCGGAGAAGAGACAUACCGGGGCACUGGGUCGACGACAUGGAGCCAGGGGAGUGAUGGAGAGUGGCGGAUUGUGGUGCAUCAGGAGACAUUAAUGUGA
Messenger RNA from Aspergillus neoniger CBS 115656, 672 nucleotides. Its product is annotated as nuclear transport factor 2 family protein. NCBI's taxonomy places the organism in Eukaryota, Fungi, Ascomycota, Eurotiomycetes, Eurotiales, Aspergillaceae. The coding region runs from base 1 to 672 and encodes 223 amino acids. The transcript is spliced from 3 exons. The record is from RefSeq and is a predicted model, not a curated record.